UUCCGUACGACACUUGCUACCAACCCAAACGCCUGUUGUGUCGCUGAUACUCGAGCAAAUUCGGAGAUCAUACCAUCAUAACAACGGCUUGGAUGUGUAUACAAUGGGUCGUGGACGGCUAUCGGCAUAGAUCAACCAACCAUAAGCGGAGAAACAGGUAUCCCCGCAAUGAGGAAUAUCCCAGCACUAUGGCAUCAUCCAAGCCAAAUGCAUUUUACGAAUAUCCCCAAAUUGUAUCAAAUGGUCUCGCUUGUUCUUACCUGGUUGCAUCUUCUCAUCAUCAGACAGGAUGGCGACACAGACGAUAACCCGGCCACAGCAAACCUCGUUCAUCCCAAAAUGGACGCAGGUCGCCGAGACGCAGCAUGAGUUGGACUGGGCAGACUUGGUCACCCUUGACCUAAGCAAGUUUGACAAGCCAAAUGGUAAACAAGAGCUGGCGGCUCAAUUGUCCGACGCCGUGAACAGAAUCGGAUUCUUCUACAUCACCAAUUUUGGCCUGAACCAAGAAGAAGUCGACCGCCAAUUCAGCCUAUGCAAGCAAGUCUUCGAACUCCCCACCGACGAAAAGAUCAAAUACCGUGCGGACCUCGAGCACGGCGGGUACAAUGGCUACAAGCCCUUUGCGACCCGCGAAAUCAGACCAGGCAUCCUCGACAACACCGAGAUCUACAACAUCCCAAAAUCCAUCCCCGAGUACAAGCGCGAGCACCCCGAGGUAGUCAAGCAGCACUGGGACGAGAUCCAGUACUUCGCCAAGCACAUCCACUUCGAGAUCGUGAACAAGCUUCUCGUCCUAUUCGCCAUUAUCCUCGAACUGCCAGAGGACUUCUUCCUCAAGAACCACCGGUACGAGGCCAAGAGCGACUGCCACUUCCGGUACAUGAAGUACCACAAACGCACACCCGAGCAGAACGCCGCACUGGACAAUGUCUGGGUCAAAGGACAUACCGACUUUGGCAGUUUGACGUUGUUGUUCAGACAGCCCGUCGCGGCGCUGCAAGUGCGUACACCCGAGGGCGAGUGGAAAUACGUGAAACCCCACCCGGGAAGCAUCACAGUGAAUAUCGCGGAUGCUCUACAAUUCUUGACCAACGGAUUUCUCAAGAGCAGUAUUCACCGGGUCGUCGCGCCGCCGCCGGAUCAGGCUGACGUUGAUCGUCAUGGCGUUUUGUACUUUGUCAGGCCCGAAGACGAUACCCAGUUGGUCCCCAUUGAUAGCCCCUUGCUGAAACGCUUGGGCUAUGAUCAGACGCUGGAUCAGGCAACCGUUGGGUUGACGGCCGGUGAAUGGGUCAAGGCGCGGGUGUCGAAGAAUGUGAGUAAGCAGGGCAAAGAUGAUCAGGAGAUUAUCAAAGGUGUCAAGGCGAAGUACUACGAUUGAACCACAACAGUGUCAUUGGCAUGCAGUCAUAGAUGGACGCACGCCCAUAUGUGAGCGGAACAUGGAAGAACGUAAAAGUUAAAUGAAAUGUAUUCGCGCUGACCCUAGUGCUCAAAGUACAAUACAUACCAAAAAGGUUUCUGACGUCCAAAAUUCCCUGGACCCAAUAAUGAAAAGAAAUCGUGACCUUCAGCCUCGACCCCUUCCUCUCUGUCAAUCUCUCGAAUCCAUACUCCCGCCAUCAGAUCCAGUCGAGGACUCGGUCGUGGCCGGUGAGCCUCUCG
Molecule: messenger RNA, 1668 nt
Organism: Exophiala viscosa
Lineage: Eukaryota; Fungi; Ascomycota; Eurotiomycetes; Chaetothyriales; Herpotrichiellaceae
Exons: 4
Coding region: 290-1384 (364 amino acids)
Molecular function (GO): 2-oxoglutarate-dependent dioxygenase activity
Source: RefSeq, a predicted model, not a curated record